AGUAUAGUCCUACGCGGAACACGCGGAGGCGAGAUGGUAGUUAUAUAGUCUCCAGACUCCAUGCGCUAUAGUCUCAAUUUGGUCUCAAUAAAGCCAUAAUACGUUUGUGUCCAUGCGUGCCAUUUGUUUGUUGUUCAGCGGUACCCUCAAUUUGUAACUCGUUAUUGAAAGUUAAUUAAUUAAUAAUCAAAAUGUUGGUGUCAAAUCCAAAUGACGUGAAAAUUUACAAUUUGAGCGUUGGGAAAAGUAUACCUGAGUGGCUGAGUGAAAGAAAACGAAGAAAAUUACUAAAACACAAUGUUGACAUGCGAAAAAGUAUUAACUUAAUUCAGGAUUUUGAUAUGCCUGGUGUUAGCACAUCUGUCAGAGCUUCGAGAGAUGGACAGUACAUCCUUGCAACUGGAAUAUACAAACCCAGAGUAAAAUGUUUUGAUGUCAAUCAAUUAUCGAUCAAAUUCGAGAGAUGCUUUGAUGCCGAAGUUGUCACUUUUGAAAUUUUGUCAGAUGAUUACAGCAAACUUGUUUUUUUGCAUGAUGAUAGGAAUAUUGAAUUUCAUGCUGCACAUGGAAAAUAUUAUAAACUUAGAAUACCAAGGUUCGGCAGAGAUAUGAAAUAUCAUUAUCCAUCUUCUGACUUAUUUGUUGUAGGAGCUAGCAAUGAGAUCUACAGAAUAAAUCUAGAAAGAGGUCAAUUUUUACAAUCUUUCGAUUCUGAAAGCUCAUCUAUAAAUAAGUGUACCAUAAAUCCAGUUCACCAUUUAUUGCUAAUUGGAAAUGAGGAAGGUAAAGUUGAGGCUUGGGAUCCUCGAGAUAGAAAUAAAGUGGGAUCACUUGACUGUGGUUUUAGUUGUAUUAAGCAAGACAAUAGGAUUGAUAGAAUUCCAUCUAUUACAGCUUUAAACUGUCACAAUAGUUUGACUCUUGGUGUUGGAACUGUAACUGGACAAGUUCUAUUGUAUGAUUUAAGAUCCAGUAGUCCUUAUAUGAUAAAAGAUCAUAUGUAUGGUGAACCUAUUAGGAAUAUUGAAUUCCAUAAAAGUAUGGAUUAUGUUUAUUCUAUGGAUAAUAAUAUUAUUAAAAUAUGGGAAAAACAAACUGGUAAAAUAUAUACAUCCAUUGAAGCAGAGUCUACAACCCAGUUCAAUGAUUUGUGUAUCAUUCCUGAUACUGGAUUGAUGUUCAUAGCUAAUGAAGAUAAAAAAUUGCAAACUUACUUUAUUCCCAGUCUUGGUCCAGCACCAAGAUGGUGUAAUUUCUUGGACAGUCUUACAGAAGAAUUAGAAGAAUUGAAUUAUGAAACAAUAUAUGACGAUUACAAAUUUGUUACAGAAGAAGAUUUAGAAAAAUUAGAUUUAUUAAAAUACAAAGGUACUCCUUGUUUAAGAGCUCACAUGCAUGGUUUCUUCAUAGAUAUUAGAUUGUAUCGAAAGGCAAUGAGUAUUAUGGAUCCAUUUGAUUUUGAAAAAUUCAAAAAGAAGAAGAUACGAGAGAAGAUUGAGGAGGAACGACCUAAAAGAAUACAGAUACAAAAACUACCAGUUAUUAAUAAAGAUUUGGCUAUGAAACAUUUAGAAAAUGAAUCUACUACUGAUUUAAAGAAAAAGAAGAAAGCUACACCAAAUUUGUUGAAAGAUGAUCGAUUUAAGGCUUUGUUUGAGAAUCCUGAUUUCCAAGUUGACGUGUAUUCAGAAGAGUAUGCUCUUCUUAAUCCUGUAAUCUCACAAAUGGGUAAAACGAAAAAACAAAGAGCUAGUAAAGUAGUAAAUGAAAAUAAUAUUGUAGAAGAAAGCGAUACUGAAAAUCUACGUUCUGAAGAUGAAGAUAUGGCUGAUAGUUCAGAUGAUGAGAAACCUUGGGCGAAAGAGGUUCGAAAACAAUACAAGCAAGUAAAGGAAAAUGAGAGACGACGUGAAAUGGAAGAAAGAAAAAAUGAAGAAGACUCAAGUGAAGAAGUUACCAAAAAACAAGUCAAGUUUUAUGAAUUGAAAGAUGGUAUUUCUUUCAAUGGACCAAAAUACAUGAGACAGAGAGCCAAACUUAGUCUCGGUGACAGAUUGCAGAAAGAGGAAAUGCAUAGAGUUAACGUGACAGGUUCAAGAGGAAAUAAAGAAAUGACGUUCACUAUUAAAAAGAAAAAUUUCAAAAAACGAGUUGCGAGUACAACAAACCGUCAAGAAUUAAAACAUUUACUAAGGCCUGCAAAUAAUAUAGGAAAAAGUAAAAAAUAAAAAUUUAGUGAUAUAUGCUUAGAUAAAAAUGUAUUGCUAUACAGUUGUAAAUAAAAUUUAUUUGUAUUUUAUCAUAAACAUAUUUUUGUUUGGUACUGUACACUUUUGUUUACUGAUUUUGUUUUUAUGCAACCAAUUUAUUAACUUGCUUCAAGAGAGAUAUCUCUUACGAAAGGUGAA
Molecule: messenger RNA, 2408 nt
Organism: Phymastichus coffea
Lineage: Eukaryota; Metazoa; Arthropoda; Insecta; Hymenoptera; Eulophidae
Gene: l(2)34Fd
Product: nucleolar protein 10
Exons: 11
Coding region: 192-2228 (678 amino acids)
Biological process (GO): maturation of SSU-rRNA from tricistronic rRNA transcript (SSU-rRNA, 5.8S rRNA, LSU-rRNA)
Cellular component (GO): small-subunit processome; nucleolus; 90S preribosome
Molecular function (GO): protein binding
Source: RefSeq, a predicted model, not a curated record